GUGGCUGUAGAGCCAGACCACUCCAUACUUUCCUGCCAAGGGUCAAUCGAAAAAGGAUGCUGGCCCCUCACCCUUACAGUCACUCGGCCAAUGAAAGUGCUCUAUUUUGAUGGAAGCAGCGGUGCGAAACUCCUUGAGGGCACCAUGGACACCCAAGAUCUCGUGGCAUGGUCGGGAAUGAAACCUGAGUGGGUGAAAAAUGAAGAGCAGCGCAUAAAGGAUCUAUGUAAACGGGGUCAGAAAUAUGGGAUGAAUGGCUUUGUGAGGAUGCAAGUGAAUUUGUGCGAACUCAUAUGUAGCUCCUUGGCAAUUUUUUGUUAACAACAUUCAUAGUGAGAUUAUGAUCUGC
Molecule: messenger RNA, 349 nt
Organism: Suillus plorans
Lineage: Eukaryota; Fungi; Basidiomycota; Agaricomycetes; Boletales; Suillaceae
Exons: 2
Coding region: 91-321 (76 amino acids)
Source: RefSeq, a predicted model, not a curated record